GAAGCGUCCCUCAGAGGCGCAGGGGACGGCGGAGGCGGCGGUCGCGGCCUGGCGGCGCUCCUCCUUUCUCGCUCCGGGGCUGGACGGCGGCGCCAGGACGGAGGAGAGGCGGCGGAGGGGCCGGGCCCGGCGGCCUCGGAGGACGAGGAAGGCCCCGCUGAAGGGAGGCGAGGAGGACGGGGAGGAGGAGGGCGACGGGGCCUGGGCCGCCAUGGAGCCCCCGGGGCAGGUCAAGGACCGCAUCCUCGAGAACAUCUCGCUCUCCGUCAAGAAGUUGCAGAGCUACUUUGCCGCCUGCGAGGAUGAGACUCCGGCCAUCAGGAACCACGACACUGUCCUCCAGCGGCUCUGUGAGCACCUUGACCAUGCGUUGCUCUAUGGGCUCCAAGACCUCCCUUCCGGCUACUGGGUCCUGGUGGUCCACUUCACCCGCCGCGAGGCCGUGGAGCAGAUAGAGCUGCUGGAACAUGUGGCCACAAACCUGGGCCGGAGCCGCGCCUGGCUGUACCUGGCCCUGAACGAGAACUCCUUGGAGAGCUACCUGCGCCUUUUCCAGGAGAACCUGAGCCUGCUGCACAAGUAUUACGUCAAGAAUGCCCUUGUCUGUAGCCACGACCACCUGACCCUCUUCCUCACGCUGGUCUCUGGCCUGGAGUUUAUCCGCUUCGACUUGGAUCUGGACGCUCCCUACCUGGACCUGGCGCCUUACAUGCCCGACUACUACAAGCCCCAGUACCUGCUGGACUUUGAGGACCGCCUGCCCGGCUCGGUCCACGGCUCCGACAGCCUCUCGCUCAACUCCUUCAACUCGGUCACCUCCACCAACCUGGAAUGGGACGACAGCGCCAUCGCGCCCUCCAGCGAGGAUUAUGAUUUUGGCGACGUCUUCCCGGCGGUGCCGUCGGUGCCCACUGCAGCCUGGGAAGACGGAGACCUGACCGACACGCUCAGCUGCCCACGUUCGGUGACCUCGGAGCUGACCGCCGGCCGGGCCUCGGCCAAGAGCCCCCCGCAGCAGCAGCAGCAGCAGCUUCAUCGCUACAACCCUUUCAACGAGAAGGCGGAAGCCCCGUCCUCCCUGGAGAGCACGCCCGUCCACUCGGCCGCCCCGGAGAAGCCGGACGGCACCGCCGCAGAAGGGACGGACCAGUCCGAGGGCGGCACGGAGCUGGAGGUCAUCAGGCUGGCGAAGAAGAAGAAGCCUGGGAAGAAGAAGAAGGCCCGGCUGGAGGAGGCCGCCGUCCCGGCCCGCUCUGCCCCGGAAGGGCCGCACGAGGAGGAGGAGGACGGAGGAGGCCGGAGUGGCGAGUGGGCCGAGCGGGUGGAGUGUCCCGUGGAGCCCUCUCCCCCGCAGCUGGGCCUCUGCAUCCCCGAGAUGAAGGACACCUCCAUGGAGCGCGUGGGGCGGCCCCUGAGCAAGGUCAUCGACUCCCUGGGGGACCUUGGUGGUGGAGUGGAAGAGUUCCCGCGGCCGGAGCAGCCCUUUCGGACUGAUGCCGAGGGCCCGUCCCCUGGCGGCCUUGGGGAGGGGGUCCUGGCCCCCAUGGACUUCUACCGCUUUGCCCUCGAGAGUCCAAACGCUCCUGCGGCAAGUGGUGGCCACCAUGACCCUGCAGGGGAUGGCCAACCGGCACAUGUUCCUGGUGGCCCUGAGGCUGCUGCAGAAGAGGGCGGAGGCCCCGGAGGGGGAGAGGCCGCUGGGGGGCCCCCCGUAGACGAGGAGCCGGUCGACGAGGACGACGGCGGGGGGCCCAAGGGCGGCCGGGCCAGCCCCUCCCCCAGCAGCGCAGGGGACUCCGGGGUGGACGAGGGCCAGGGCAGCCCCUCCGAGGCGGGCCACCCCUCCGAGUUCAGGGUGGACAACAACCACUUGUUGCUGCUGAUGAUCCAUGUCUUCCGGGAGAACGAGGAGCAGCUCUUCAGGAUGAUCCGGAUGAGCACGGGGCACAUGGAGGGGAUUCUGCAGCUGCUCUUUGUGCUGCUGACCGACUGCUACAUCUACCUCAUCCGCAAAGGGGCCGCAGAGAAGCCCUACAUGGUGGAGGAGGCCGUUUCCUACAACGAACUGGACUACAUCUCGGUGGGCCUGGACCAGCAGACGGUGACCUUGGUCUGCACCAACCGCAGGAAGCAGUUCCUCCUGGACACGGCCGACGCCACCCUGACGGAGUUCUUCCUGGUCUCCCUGAAGUCGGCCAUGAUCAAAGGCUGCCGGGAGCCGCCGUACCCCAGCAUCCUGACCGACGCCACCAUGGAGAAGCUGGCCCUGGCCAAGUUCGUGGCCCAGCAGUCCAAGCGGGAGAUCUCGGACGUGGUGGUCUGCUUCUACGGCCUGGUCCACUGGGAGGACCCCCUGGAGGAGGCGCUGGGGCCGGCCCCCGCCCCGUUCGCCCCCGCGGAAAACGGCACCGCCAAGGAGGGCGUCCUGAGCUACAAGGCGGGCACCAACUACCUGGGCAAGGAGAACUGGAAGCCCUGCUUCGUGGUGCUCAGCAACGGCAUCCUGUACCAGUACCCGGACCGCACGGACGUCACCCCGCUGCUCUCCAUCAACAUGGGCGGGGAGCAGUGCGGCGGGUGCCGCCGGUCGAACACCACGGAGCGGCCCCACUCCUUCCAGGUCAUCCUGACCGACCGGCCGGGGCUGGAGCUCAGCGCCGAGAACGAGGAGGAGAUGGCCGACUGGAUGCAGUACCUGUGCCAGGCCGUCUCCAAGGGGGUCAUCCCCCAAGGGGUGGUCCCCGCGCCCUGCGUGCCCUGCUGCCUGGUGCUGACGGAGCAGAAGCUCUUCACCUGCCACGAGGACUGCCAGACCAGCUUCUUCCGCUCCCUGGGCGCCGCGGAGCUGUCGGACGUGGCCUCCGUCUCCACCGAGGCCGGCCGGGAGUACUGCCUCCUGGAGUUUGCCCAGGACCGCAAGCAGUUCCUGCCGCCCUGGAUCCUCUACUUCAGCUGCUUGGCCGAACUGGAGCGCUUCCUGUCGGCGCUGGACGCAGCCUGGAGGAACACCUACCAGGUGGAGCUCCCGCACAGGCGUCUGGAGGAGGCCUCGGUCCGGAAGAAGUGCCAGGACGCCCUGAGCCUCAUCCACAGCUCCUGGCAGCGGAGCGACAGCCUCUGCCGGGGCCGGGCCUCCAGGGACCCCUGGUGCUAGCCUCCCCGGCGGGAGCGGGACACGGUUCCUGGGGUGGGUUCAGUAGGGGCUUCUGCUUCCGAAGGCGAGGCGUUUGGCGCCUGCUUCUCGGUCCGUCCGUCAAAGCGUCACAGCCGCAAGUGUCUCCUGGCGGUGCGGACGGAGAGCGGGAG
This is a messenger RNA of Anolis carolinensis (green anole), 3306 nucleotides long. RefSeq names its product pleckstrin homology and RUN domain containing M2 (gene plekhm2). NCBI's taxonomy places the organism in Eukaryota, Metazoa, Chordata, Lepidosauria, Squamata, Anolidae. Gene Ontology annotation, molecular function: kinesin binding. Gene Ontology annotation, biological process: Golgi organization; regulation of protein localization; lysosome localization. The record is from RefSeq and is a predicted model, not a curated record. The coding region runs from base 212 to 3154 and encodes 980 amino acids. Gene Ontology annotation, cellular component: endosome membrane. The transcript has 20 exons.